This is a messenger RNA of Ochotona princeps (American pika), 606 nucleotides long. RefSeq names its product eukaryotic translation initiation factor 4E type 1B-like. Gene Ontology annotation, biological process: translational initiation. Gene Ontology annotation, molecular function: RNA 7-methylguanosine cap binding; translation initiation factor activity. NCBI's taxonomy places the organism in Eukaryota, Metazoa, Chordata, Mammalia, Lagomorpha, Ochotonidae. The record is from RefSeq and is a predicted model, not a curated record. The transcript has a single exon. Gene Ontology annotation, cellular component: cytoplasm; eukaryotic translation initiation factor 4F complex.
AUGGGAGCUCUGAGGAGGAAGGCCUGGGAUGAGGACCCCAGGGGAGCGCACCUCAAGUUGCACACCCUGUAGAACAGGUGGGCUCUGUGGUUCUUCAAGAACGACCGUAGCCGGGCCUGGCAUGACAACCUGCAACUGGUCACCAAGGUGGACACUGUGGAGGACUUCUGGGCGAUGUACAGUCACAUCCAGCUAGCCAGCAAGCUCUCCAGUGGCUGCGACUAUGCACUGUUCAAGGAUGGCAUUGAGCCCAUGUGGGAAGACAGCAGGAACAAGCGGGGUGGCCGCUGGCUCAUAAGCCUGGCCAAGCAACAGCGCCACAGUGACCUGGACAGACCGUGGCUGGAGACGCUGCUGUGUCUGAUCGGGGAGAGCUUUGAGGAACACAGCAGGGAGGUGUGUGGAGCUGUACUUAACAUCCGCACCAAAGGGGACAACAUCGCUGUGUGGACCCGGGAGGCCGAGAACCAGACAGGCGUGCUGCACAUUGGGCGGGUGUACAAAGAACACCUGGGGCUCUCCGCUGAGACCAUCAUCGGCUACCAGGCGCAUGCUGACACGGCCACGAAGAGCAACUCCCUGGCCAAGAACAAGUUCGUGGUGUGA